UCGCGUCGCGUCAUUUGCGACUUGCUUCCAGUGUUUAUAUUUUUAAAUAAGCGAUUGUUCAUAUCCAUCGUUAGUUAGCGAAAGUUUUAUAUAAAUUUGUCAUCACAAACUAAUUCAAGUCUAGACGACCACAAAUGCAUUAUUAGAUCUAUAGAGAUGUAGCUUGUAACACUUUUUAACGUGAUACGUAAUGAUUAAUUUUGUAUUUUUUUCAUUUCAUGACGUUCUUCCCUCGGCGCGCUUUUAUCCUUAAAACAGCAUUAGUGCUGCUAGCAUUUGCCGGUUCCAUUGGAAUGACAUUUGUCAUUCUUGGUUGUGCACUACCGAUAUACAAAGUAUGGUGGCCAUUUUUUGUUGUACUGUUCUACAUAUUGGCACCUAUUCCGACGAUAAUAGCACGCCGCUACACAGAUGAUUCGGGAAGCAACAGUAAUCCAUGUUUAGAAUUGGCAAUAUUUAUUACAAUGGGAUUUGUGGUAUCCUCCUUUGCUCUUCCAAUUGUGUUGGCGCGGUCUCCAGCAGGCCAGCCAGUAAUACAAUGGGGCGCUUGCUACCUGACAUUAGCAGGUAAUAUUGUUGUGUAUUCCACUCUAGUCGGAUUUUUCAUAACCUUUGAUCAAGAUGAUCCUGAUUACAACAUGUGGUGAGGUACUACUGCAUCGUACUUAUUCAUCAUGAUAAAAAUGUUUUUUAUGAGAUUAAGAGGAAAAAAAAUAUCAAUCAUGCAGUGCACUGACUGAAAGCUACAUGUUGAUUCUAAAUUAUACUAUGGAACUUAUAUUGUACACAGUUUACAUAAUAUAAACCUUAAUAUGGAUAUUCUGUCCUAUAUCGAUGCUGACAAAAGAAAAUAGUAUAGUGCACUAACGAUAGAACGGAUGUCGGAGAAACUACGAUAUGACGGUAUAUUGGAUUCCACGCGUGUUACAGAACAGCAGGGAAAAAAAAUACAUUUGAUGUUUUAGAUUUUUCGUAUGGGACUAUUCAGGAUAAACCUGAAACGCAACAAUGCAAGGAUAAUGUUGAAAAUAUUUUUUAUUUAAUCUAAGUCUUUCGUAAUAAUAAUGGUAAUAAAGUUACGAUUUAUUACUUCA
Solenopsis invicta (red fire ant) is the source of this 1094-nucleotide messenger RNA. RefSeq names its product leptin receptor overlapping transcript-like 1. The transcript is spliced from 5 exons. Gene Ontology annotation, cellular component: endosome. Bases 219 to 647 code for a protein of 142 amino acids. Gene Ontology annotation, biological process: late endosome to vacuole transport via multivesicular body sorting pathway. The record is from RefSeq and is a predicted model, not a curated record. Lineage: Eukaryota; Metazoa; Arthropoda; Insecta; Hymenoptera; Formicidae.